AUGUUUUCUCUUCCAACUGAAGUUCGACUUGAUAUAUUAAAAUGCCUUAAUUUCAACCAAUUAUUUUAUCUAAGACAAACCAAUUCUUACUUUUACAAUUUAAUCAAUAAAUGUGAAGAACAUUUAGCAAAGAAGAAAUUCAGCCAACUUGUAAAUAAAAAACUUAGUGCUAAAGUCUUUCAAAACUCUAAAUCCAUUAAACAAUCUGGAAUUUUUAAAUUUACGUUAAAUGAUCAACUUAAGAAGAAGUGGAAAGCAGCAUUAGCUAAUUCAAUUCCGUUGUAUUUAGAUCAUUCAACAAUUCAGAGGCCAAUUGUUGUCAGACUUGAAAAAAUCGAGGAUGAAGAGCAUCGUCUCUUGUGUUUGCCAAACUUUCCAAAAAAUAUCAAGCAUCUUGUUGAACUUCGUUGUUGGUUUGAACAUAUAUUUGGAUGUGCUUUUAAAUAUCCUUAUGCUGGUCCUAGAUUUAAUCCAGAACUGAUCAAGUUACUAUUUGAUGAUGACAAAACAAUUCCUCAUCAAUUUCUUAAUCAAUGAAAUUUAUAUUUCUAUGGGAACUUACAUGGUUUAGGUAUCCUUUUUUAGCGACGCCCCUUUUUCCUUUUCCAUUAUUAAUCAAACAAACUAAAUAUGUACAGGUCGGUUUGCCUUCUUUCUUCCUCGAUCUCACUCAAUUUUCCCUGAGGCAUGUUCA
This is a messenger RNA of Meloidogyne enterolobii, 694 nucleotides long. The record is from the annotation of a GenBank genome assembly. Lineage: Eukaryota; Metazoa; Nematoda; Chromadorea; Rhabditida; Meloidogynidae.